Molecule: messenger RNA, 1121 nt
Organism: Phalaenopsis equestris
Lineage: Eukaryota; Viridiplantae; Streptophyta; Magnoliopsida; Asparagales; Orchidaceae
Product: RING-H2 finger protein ATL3-like
Exons: 1
Coding region: 173-1027 (284 amino acids)
Source: RefSeq, a predicted model, not a curated record
AAUCCACGCGCAGAAGAAAAAACUCUAGACUUUGAACUCCAUUAAUGCCGGUCAACUUCCUCCUCACAUCCAAGCUUCGCAACUCUUAAUUCUUUCCUUCCGUCAUCUUCUUCCUAUAAUACUCCACCACUCCUUCGCCCCUCCCAAACCCUAGCUUCCAAACAACUCUCCCAUGGCAGAAAACGAUUUACCCUCCCCUCUCAGCUUCAACACUAGCAGCUCGAAAACAGAUAUAAAGAUAAGCACGCUCACGGUUGUCGUUGCGGCGAUCUUCUGUUUCCUCACAGUUAUCUUCGUCUUCCUCCUAUACCUGUACGCCAAGUACCAUUGGGGAUCGAGAUCCACCCCCCGCCGCGCCCAUUUCAUCUUCCCCGCCGGCAAUCCCUCACUCCCAAAUCCAGGUCUCGACCCCACCAUCCUCAGAUCCAUCCCAAUCACUCUCUACAAACCGAGCGAUUUCAAGCACGGACUCGAAUGCGCCGUUUGUCUCUCCGAACUCACCGCCGGCGAAGAGGCUCGUUUGCUUCCGAAAUGCGGCCAUGGAUUCCACCUCCAAUGCAUCGAUACGUGGCUUCAAUCCCAUUCCACUUGCCCCAUUUGUCGCCGCUCUGUCGGUCCCGAGGCCGUCGAAGAUCAUGAACAUCGAUCGGAUGAAUCACCUGAUUUGCCCGCCGAUGUUCUGUUUUGGGGGAAUCGGAAUCAGAUUAGCACAAGGAGAGUGGUAUCUGAGGAAGAGAACUCCGGCUCCUCUGGUUCGUCGGAGAGGGUGUUGGUGAUCUCGAUUCCAAAUCGAUCAGCGGAGGGGUUCAUCUCAUUGCCAUCGAUAAGGUCUGAACUGGAGGACAUGAAGUCGCCUGUAACGCCAAAGCGGUGGCCUUUGAGAAGAACAAUUUUCAGCAUGGGGAAGAAGACGGGCGGUUCUUCUUGCAGCAGCCCUCGGGUUGGUGAUGUGGAGCAGGGAUUGGAGGUAUCUGGAGCAGAAAAUGGCGAGGGAAGCUCUGGUAAUUCUUCUGCAAGCUCAUUGUGAGUCAUUUGCAGAGGAAUUUGUUUCUCUGCUCUCUGUCUGCACAAUUCAGUUUUUAGGUUUUUGAAAUGGAGAGAAUAUUACGUAAGUUGCCGGG